AUGGAUACUAUGAAAGAUUUCGUAGAAGUAAUGGAUUAUUUCUCAAAUUUGGCUAAACGAUGUUAUAGUGCUGGUGUUGAUACAUCAUGUCAAAACUCAUCCUAUUUUCACUGUCGUAAUUCAUCAAAAUGCAUUUCAUAUCAUCGUGUUCAGGAUGGUUUCUCUGAUUCUUAUUAUAAUGUAGAUGAAACAUUCGAUGCUUGUCAAUUUAACGACUCCAAGCGAUUCAGAUGUAAAUCAUAUACAAACAAAUGCUUAUCACCAAUUGCCGUAGGUAAUGACGUCCGUGAAUGUUCCGAUGCAGAAGACGAAAUAUAUGUAUAUCAUACAAAUUCAGUUGCACUGACACCAUUUCCAUUUUUAUGCAAUAAGAAUCGAGUUCGGGAUUGGCAACUUUCUCGGGAAGACGAUCGCGCAGCAGAAAAUUGUGACUGGUGGCCAUGUGAUACUCCAUAUACACAUUGUAACAACGCAUGGGAUUGUCCAAAUGGUAUCGAUGAACUCAAUUGUUCAGACACAAUAUGCCAGUUCAAUAAACAUGAAUGUAUCAAUCAACAAACAUCAUUAUCUUAUUGUUUACCAGUAACUAAUAUGUUUGAUAAUAUAAUCGAAAAUUGUAGCAAACUUACUAUCGAGCGUAAAUUAUAUUUCGGCAAUGAAACAAAUGAUUUGAGUGAAUAUUAUUAUUCAUGGAAUAUCAGUAAAUGCAUUACAUCUGAAAAAAUUUGUCGUCACCAUUCACAGAAAUCAUUAGAACACAAUGAUGUGUGCCUUCAACAAACUGAUUUUCUAAAACAUUCAUUUAAAUUGGAUGUCUGUCUUAUAAGAAACAAAGAUUACUUGUGCACCAUACGAUACGGUUUACGUGUACUUAGAAAUUUUCAUAUUUUAAUUACUCGACGAUCUGGUUAUUUUCCAAAACCAAAUAUUAAUAUUUCUGUUUCAUCUAUAACUAAAACCAAACAGAAAAAAAUGAUUUUAUCUAAUAUUAAUAUAAAAUAUCUUGGAUAUUGUCAUCAAGGUAUUGUUGUUUUAACUGAUGUCAAUCAGACAAAAAAAUGUCUUUGCCCACCAAAUUAUUUUGGUAAUAGAUGUCAAUGGCAAAAUCAACGUAUUAGUUUGACUCUACAAUUCUUAUUACGCACUAAAAUAUCUCUAAUGAAUAUUUUUCGAAUAAUUAUUAUGCUUAUAGACGAACAAGGACAGAUUGUUGGUGAUCAUGAGCAAAUAACAUAUAUGCCUGUUUGGGAUCGUAAUACUAAAUAUAAUAUUUACUUACUUUAUCAAAAUCGUCCAAAAAAUUUAUCUAUAAAUUAUUCAAUUCGUAUUGAUGCUUUUGAUAAAAUAACUUUAAAUUAUUGGAUUAGUUGGUAUUUACCAAUACCAUAUUCAUUUUUACCUGUUAAUCGAAUAGCUACUCGAUUACAUAUUCAUGAUAUUGAAGAUAGAGAAUCAUGUUCUUUAUCAUGUGGAAAUCAUGGUCAAUGUAUGAGAUAUACAAAUAAUAAAUCAUUAUUUUUUUGUCAAUGUGAACAUGGAUAUUCUGGUCCUAAAUAACAAAUUUAUACUGAAAUAUUACCAAAACAACGUUGUUCUCCAAUUGAAGAGCUUCUAAAUAAAACAUUUGUUAAUUAUGAAUAUUUUACGCGUACAAAAUAUUAUCCAUUUCUAUGUCGACAAUAUUCUCAACUUAUGUGUUUUUAUGAUAAAGAAAAUUUGUGUAUUUGUGAUCUUGAUCGAUUCUCAAAUUGUUUUCUUUUCAAUCAUACAUUAAAUUAUGAUUGUCAAGGUUAUAAUUAUUGUGAAAAUAAUGGACAAUGUUUUCAAAAUAAUCAAACAUGUCAAACAAAAUCAAUAUGUAUAUGUAAAAAUUGUUACUAUGGUAGUAAAUGUCAAUUUUCAACAAAAAGUUAUAUAUUUUCACUUGAUCCUAUUCUUAGUUAUCAUAUCAAACCAAAUAUUAUAUUUAAUCGACAACCAUUUAUUAUAAAAAUAAGUCUUCUUAUUAAUUGGAUUAUUCUCAUUUCAGGUUUAGUGAAUGGAUUUUUUUCAAUAAUAACCUUCUCUCAAAAGAAAACAAAAGAAGUUGGUUGUGGUUAUUAUCUUUUAACAUCAUCAAUUUGCUCAAUAUGUAUGAUAAUUAUAUUAACAAUCAAGUUUAUUCUACUCAUCAUUUCCCAAAUGUUAUUAUUAACUAAUCGAUCAUUAUUGAAUUUCAGCUGUAUUUCCUUAGAUUUUAUGAUUAAAAUUCUUUUAGUAUCAUGUGAAUGGUUCAAUGCAUUAGUAGCUUUUGAAAGAAUGGUGAAUGUCAUUCAGAAUACAAAAUUCAACACGAAAAAGAGUAAAAAAUUAGCUAAAUGGAUUAUUUUUUGUAUGUCUCUUUUCAUAAUAUUAACAUUUAUUCAUGAUCCAAUUCAUCGUCCACUUGUCAAUGAUUUUGAUGUCGAUGAAGAUAGAAUCUGGUGUUUAGCUCGAUAUUCAUCGAAUGUCAAUACUUAUGAUAUAUUUAUUACUCAUUCAUUUUUUCGUUCCAUUUUCGAUUAA
This is a messenger RNA of Rotaria sp. Silwood2, 2544 nucleotides long. NCBI's taxonomy places the organism in Eukaryota, Metazoa, Rotifera, Eurotatoria, Philodinida, Philodinidae. The record is from the annotation of a GenBank genome assembly.